CCGGCCCCGGCCGGCCCCGCUGGCUCCGCUCAAAGUUUGCGGCCGCCCCUGCGCCCGCGCGCCCGCCCGAUGUAUGGGUGAUAUACUGCAGCGGGUGUCAGGGUGAGGGACGGCCAUAUUUGCCGGUGCGGCCCGAGCCGUCAACAACAAAAAGUGCGCGGGAGCUCGGCGGGCGCACGGACGGGCGCACGGACGCCGGGACCGCCUCGCCGUCGCCGGGUCUCGCCGCCGCCGCCGCCGCCCUCGCGGGCCGGGCCCCGCUGCGCCCCGGCGCGCCCCGCCGCUCGGGGGGAUGUCUUACAAACCGAACUUGACCGCGCACAUGCCCGCCGCCUCCCUCAACGCCGCUGGGAGCGUCCACCCGCCCUCCACCAGCAUGGCAACGUCUUCACAGUACCGCCAGCUGCUGAGUGACUACGGGCCUCCAUCUCUCGGCUACACUCAGGGCACUGGGAACAGCCAGGUGCCCCAGAGCAAAUAUGCCGAGCUGCUGGCCAUCAUCGAAGAGCUGGGGAAGGAGAUCAGACCCACCUACGCGGGCAGCAAGAGUGCGAUGGAGAGACUAAAACGAGGCAUCAUCCAUGCCCGAGGAUUGGUGCGGGAGUGCCUGGCUGAAACGGAGCGGAAUGCCAGGUCCUAGCUGCCUUGUGAGCCUGGAAGGUUUUCCAGCUUCUUCCCAGAGGAGAAGUUAUAGUUCACCUCCCUUGUUCAGAUGAAACUCGUGUUUUCAAAAUGGUUAACCAGUUCAGUUUCUCCUCCCCCGCCCCUCCCAUGGUUCACUUAGGCUCUGAAUCUACAGUCUCUUUAAGAUUGAGGAAAGAUUUUGAAAUUGAUUAGGAGUUACAUUGGAAAUAGUUAGGAACUUCCCAGGUGUUUGUGGUUUUGUUUUCUUUUUUUAAAAAGCAUUGAUUCAAAAGAUGCACGUAGAAGUUACCUAUCUUACAGCAAACUAGUUUUGACUCUAAGAUACCAGUGUCUGGUUUUCUUUUGAAUACAUUUAUGUUAACCCAGAUUGUUCUGUGUUCCUUUUCACAAGCUGAUACAACUUCAAGUUUUUUAGUAGUACGAACUUGACAGCACACUUUACCUAGGAGCCAGUCCCCUCGUUGCCAUACGGUAUAGAUUCUGCUUAAUGUAACUUCUUUUUUGCUUAAGCGUAUUUGCAUGAUUAUUAGUGCUUUUGAAGUCCAUUCUAAAAUGCACAAGUUAUAAAUACAGAAGAAAGAGCAACCUCCCAAACCAAACCUAACAAGGACCCCUGAAAUUUUUCCUAAGACUGUAUGUAGAUUUCAGUUCUGCCUUUUCUGAGGGUUGACCCAAACAUCUGGAAGAAAAUGGAACUGUUUGCGUCUUUGUAUUUAUUACUUGAUGUAAUAAAGCUUAUUUUCAUUAACA
Molecule: messenger RNA, 1395 nt
Organism: Bubalus bubalis (water buffalo)
Lineage: Eukaryota; Metazoa; Chordata; Mammalia; Artiodactyla; Bovidae
Gene: CDK2AP1
Product: cyclin dependent kinase 2 associated protein 1
Exons: 4
Coding region: 293-640 (115 amino acids)
Cellular component (GO): nucleus; cytoplasm
Source: RefSeq, a predicted model, not a curated record